CAAGUCUUUACUUACAGCAACCAUCUAUAACUCUGUGUAGCCAGAGCUCUCAUUACAGAACAGAACAGAAACAGAAACAGAAACAGAAACAGAAACAGAAACAGAAACAGAAACAGAAACAGAGCUUUCUACAGCAGAAAUAAAUUUUCUCAUUUACAGACUGUUUUACUUUCUUUCCUUUUUCAGCACAUCUUCUUUCUGUUUCUCCUUUCUUUCCAUUUUGAGGUUUUUUAAUCUCUUUAAGCCACAAGAAACGUUUCUCAAGUUUCCUGUGAACUCUUCUCUUUGUUCUCUUCUUCUGAUACCGGUUUCACUUUUUUUUUCAUGUGCUCUGCCGUUAUUACAACAAGGAUUGUGUUUGAUCUGAUGGAAGGAUUGGAAUCUGUUUACGCUCAAGCUAUGUAUGGAAUGACACGAGAUAGCAAAAUCAUGGAUCAUCAUCAUCAAGGAUCGGAUUUGAUUUGGGGAGGAAACGAGCUAAUGAUGGCUAGAGAACUCUGUUCCUCUUCUUCUUCUUUUCAUCAUCAUCACCAACUUAUUAAUCCGAAUCUUAGCAGCUGUUACAUGUCUGAUCUUGGAGUUAUUGGUGAGAUUCAACAGCAGCAGGAACAUGUUGGAAACAGAGCUAGCUCCAUAGAUCCAUCAUCGCUCGAUUGUUUGUUAUCAGCGACGUCGAACAGCAACAACACUUCAACGGAAGACGAUGAAGGGAUCUCAGUGCUUUUCUCAGAUUCUCAGACUCUUUGGAGCUUUGGUGGAGUCUCCUCUGCUGAGUCUGAGAACAGAGAGAUCACUCCCGAGACAACAACAACAACAACAAUGGUAAAGCCUAAGUCUUUGAAGAGAAACAGAGGAGGAGACGAGAAAGAAACUCACUUCCGUCUUGUUCGUCCUCAAGAUGAUUCGGAGAAGGGAGGUUUCAAGCUCAUCUACGACGAGGAUCAAUCGAAAUCGAAGAAACCAAGAACAGAGAAAGAACGAGGCGGUUCAUCAAACAUUAGUUUCCAACAUUCAACUUGUGUGUCUGAUAACACCGAGCCGGAUGCAGAGGCGAUCGCGCAGAUGAAGGAGAUGAUAUACAGAGCGGCUGCGUUUAGACCGGUGAAUUUUGGUUUGGAGGUUGUGGAAAAACCUAAGAGGAAGAACGUGAAGAUAUCUACGGAUCCUCAAACAGUUGCAGCGAGGCAGAGGAGGGAGAGGAUAAGUGAGAAGAUUAGGGUUUUACAAACAUUGGUUCCAGGUGGGACGAAGAUGGAUACUGCUUCAAUGCUUGAUGAAGCUGCUAAUUAUCUUAAGUUCCUUAGAGCGCAAGUAAAAGCUUUGGAAAACUUGAGACCCAAGCUUGACCCAACCAAUCUCUCCUUCUCAUCUGCUCCUUCUCCUUCGUUUCCUUUAUUCCACCCAUCUUUUCUUCCUUUACAAAACCCUAAUCAGAUCCAUCAUCAUCCAGAGUGUUGAACAAUUUACAAAGUCUCGGAUUUGAAUGAUUGGAAGAUUAUGAUACUUUUGAGUUCAUCAUCAUCAUCAUGCAAACAGAAUCAUGGCGUCUUGAUUGUUUUAGCAGUUCUCAAGAAAGGCACUUCUGUGAUGUCGGGAAGUGUUUGUUUACACUUUCCAGUCUUUGUUUUUCAAUUUCUUUUUAUAUAAAGUUUGUUUUUUUAUAGAAUCUGUGGAAUUCGAGGGUUUGAAAAUGUUGUGAAAAACAGAGCCGCAAGAAGUUAAUUACGGUCUCUGCAACAUUUUCACCCUUUUAUUACUUUAUUAUAGAAAAGAAAACGUAAGAUAAUUGCAAUUAUGAAGCGAUGAUUAUCAACAAAAGUGUU
Molecule: messenger RNA, 1823 nt
Organism: Camelina sativa (false flax)
Lineage: Eukaryota; Viridiplantae; Streptophyta; Magnoliopsida; Brassicales; Brassicaceae
Product: transcription factor bHLH87-like
Biological process (GO): regulation of DNA-templated transcription
Molecular function (GO): DNA-binding transcription factor activity; protein dimerization activity
Source: RefSeq, a predicted model, not a curated record